CCUGCUCUUUACGUUCAGCCUUUCCAUGCCACACUUGAUAUAUUUAACUGCACACAACUUCACCGUUAUGUCUCUCGGAAAAGCUGCCCGGAGUUUGGUGACCCCGGUCCGGGGGGUCUUGCGGUGCUCGGCUUCGGCCCUGAGCCGCAGCUACGCCGCUGUCGCUGAAGCCCGGGCGGUGAUAGAACACGAGCUCGAAACGAUCCGAGCCGCGGGGACGUGGAAAGCGGAGAGGAUCAUCACCUCCAAGCAGGGUCCUCAAAUCAGCGUGGACGGCAGUCGUGGCAAUAUUUUGAACUUCUGCGCCAACAACUACCUCGGGCUGUCCAGUCAUCCAGAGGUGGUCCAGGCAGGAAUCGAAGCUCUGAAGACGCACGGUGCUGGAUUGAGCUCUGUCAGAUUCAUCUGUGGGACGCAGGAUCUGCAUAAAAAGCUAGAGCAAACAGUUGCCGAGUUUCACCAGAGAGAGGACUGCAUCCUCUAUGCCAGCUGUUUUGAUGCCAAUGCUGGACUUUUUGAGGUACUGUUGGGCCCAGAUGAUGCAGUGCUCUCCGACGAGCUAAACCAUGCCUCCAUCAUCGAUGGCAUUCGCCUGUGUCGAGCAAAGAGGCUGCGCUACAAACACAUGGACCUCAGUGACCUGGAAACCAAGCUCAAAGAGGCUCAGUCAUCUCGUAUGCGCCUGGUGGUGACAGAUGGGGUCUUCUCUAUGGAUGGGGAUGUGGCUCCCUUGAGAGGGAUUUGUGACCUGGCUGAACAGUACGGAGCCAUGGUGUUUAUAGACGAAUGUCACGCCACCGGUUUUCUAGGGCCUCGGGGCAGAGGAACAGAUGAACUCCUAGGAGUGAUGGACAGAGUUCAUAUUAUUAACUCCACUCUGGGAAAAGCGCUGGGAGGAGCAGCAGGUGGCUACACAGUUGGCCCAAAGCCUCUCAUUGACCUGCUCAGGCAGCGCUCGCGGCCUUACCUGUUUUCCAACGCCCUCCCCCCUCCAGUGGUGGCCUGUGCCACACGGGCUGUGGAGCUCCUGCUUGCCUCCAAUGAGAUUGCACAAAGCAUGACAGCCAAAACCAUGAGAUUCAGGAACAAGAUGACACAAGCUGGCUUCACCAUUGCUGGCUCAGCUCACCCCAUCUGUCCUGUGAUGCUCGGCGAUGCACGGCUGGCCACUUUAAUGGCUGAUGAUAUGCUGAAACUCGGAGUCUACGUGAUUGGAUUCUCCUACCCAGUCGUACCAAAGGGAAAAGCAAGAAUCCGUGUCCAGAUUUCCGCAGCGCACACGGACGAAGACAUCGACCGCUGCGUUGACGCUUUCAUCCAGACUGGCAGGAAGCAUGGUGUCAUCUCCUGAAUCAAACAAAUAAGCUGGAAUCAGAAUUAUUCAGGAAACCGCGCGCCAUCGCAGGUCACCCGGCCUGUUACUCAAGAUCCAUGAAUUAUGCUGAUGGGAAUUUUAGUUACAUUUGCAGGUCACUGGAGGUGAAUAUUAUUUUAGUGCUUGCUUAACUGAAUAAAGCACAUUUGCUAAAGUGUUGGUGUUUAUAUCGGAGCAAAUAAGGGCUGUUAAUUCCACACUUUUCACGGGCAAGAAAAUGUUUCUAUUGAAUCUGAACAGGCAUUUAUCCAUCCCACAGAUGAUUCAGGUGAUUGUGAUAAUAACAGUGAUCCGUUUAGUGAUGCUACUGUGCACAGAUUAUUAGCAUGUGUGAUGGUAAACAUUAAACU
This is a messenger RNA of Archocentrus centrarchus (flier cichlid), 1725 nucleotides long. RefSeq names its product glycine C-acetyltransferase (gene gcat). The transcript is spliced from 9 exons. The record is from RefSeq and is a predicted model, not a curated record. Gene Ontology annotation, biological process: biosynthetic process; L-threonine catabolic process. Gene Ontology annotation, molecular function: pyridoxal phosphate binding; glycine C-acetyltransferase activity. NCBI's taxonomy places the organism in Eukaryota, Metazoa, Chordata, Actinopteri, Cichliformes, Cichlidae. Gene Ontology annotation, cellular component: mitochondrion. Bases 26 to 1351 code for a protein of 441 amino acids.